Talaromyces stipitatus ATCC 10500 is the source of this 1134-nucleotide messenger RNA. RefSeq lists its product as uncharacterized. Lineage: Eukaryota; Fungi; Ascomycota; Eurotiomycetes; Eurotiales; Trichocomaceae. Bases 1 to 1134 code for a protein of 377 amino acids. The record is from RefSeq and is a predicted model, not a curated record. The transcript is spliced from 4 exons.
AUGUCGGCUAAACCCAUCUUCGUCGCUACCCAUCCGAGGGCAUGCUCAACGGCUUUUGAACGGGUCUUCAUGACUCGCAGGGACUCUCUGCAAUGCAUCCACGAGCCAUUCGGGGAUGCUUUUUACUUCGGCCCGGAAAGGCUGAGUGCGAGGUAUGAAAAUGAUGAAAAGGCUCGUCUGGACAGCGGUUUCAGUACCUCCACCUAUAAAACAAUCUUCGAUCGCAUUGAGAGCGAAACCACUGAGGGCAAACGAAUCUUCAUCAAAGACAUCAUCCACUAUUUGGUCCCUCCCGACGGAAAACCAGCCAGUAUCGCUCCAUCUCUGUUCAAGGUGAAGCGUGGUAUCGGCACCAAUGGCGAAAUCAACGGCCUCACCAACGGUCACGCCGAGGUCAAUGGCGUGACUACGAAUGGAGGGACUCCAGUGAAAGCUGAAGUUCCCCCAUACCCCUAUCCGACUGAAGCCGAGCCAGGAAACCCAACAGUGGUACCUCUGGAGCUUCUGUCCAAAUUCCAUUUCACUUUUCUCAUUCGUGAUCCGCACUACAGUAUCCCGUCUUACUUUCGAUGCACAAUUCCGCCGUUGGACGACGUGACCGGCUUCCAUGAAUUUUCUCCGUCUGAGGCUGGAUACGACGAAGUGCGUCGAGUCUUUGAUUACUUGCGCAGCGUUGGUUUAAUCGGACCUCGUGUGGCGACGACGACGCAUGCAGAGGAUACAGCUAAUAAGCAGACCAAUGGAACCACUCACCGUCAUGAUAACGGUAGCAUGGGUGUCGAAAUAUGUGUCAUCGACGCAGAUGACCUUUUGGACAAUCCGUCUCUUAUGAUUGAAUCAUAUUGUAAGAGCGUUGGUAUUCCAUUCGAACCUGAGAUGCUCCGUUGGGAUACAGAGGAAGACCAUGCGUAUGCCCGUGCCGCAUUUGAGAAGUGGAAGGGCUUCCACGAGGACGCUAUUGCGUCGAAGGAACUCAAAGCUCGCACUCAUAGCAAGUCAUUCAAAUCCGAGGAAGAGUUCGAUGCCGAAUGGCGCGAGAAAUUCGGCGAGAAAGGGGCGAAGAUCAUCCGAGAGACUGUCAAUCGCAACAUGGCGGAUUAUCAUUACAUGAAGCACUUCGCACUAAAGGUUUGA